AAUGUAUGUUCUUCCCAUCAACUCAGCUCUCAAAUUCCCUUCAACCAAGCAGAGCAUUUCCCAAGCAGAUCAUCCCCCUCUUUCUCUGUCUAGUGCCAAACCUAGAGAGAGAAUCACACACACAGACAUAUAUAUACACAUAUAGAGAGAGAGGGAGAGAGAGAAUGGGGAGUGGGAAGAGAUUUGCGGUUCUUCUCUGCGCAGAAGAUUCCGAUUACGUGAAGAAGAAAUACGGAGGGUAUUUUGGGGUUUUUCUGAGAAUGCUGGCGGAGGAAGGCGAGGCCUGGGACGUUUUCAGAGUCUCCAGCGGGGAAUUCCCCGGCGACGGUGAGAUCGGAGGCUACGAUGGCUUCGUGAUCACCGGAAGUUGCAGCGACGCUCACUCCAACGACCUCUGGAUCUGCAAGCUCUUGAAUCUGCUCAAGAAAUUGGAUUCUAUGAAGAAGAAAGUUCUAGGCGUUUGCUUUGGCCACCAGAUAUUGAGCCGUGCACUGGGGGGAAAGACGGGUCGGUCCAUAACAGGGUGGGACAUUGGAGUGAGAACCGUCCAUUUGUCACAAUCCUCAAAGCUCUUUGCAUCUCUGAAAAUGCCCAAGCUCCUCUCCAUUAUUGAAUGCCACCAAGAUGAGGUAAGGGAACUCCCCCCAAAAGCAGAGGUGAUAGCAUGGUCCAACAAGACUGGGAUAGAGAUGUUCAGGUAUGGUGACCACAUGAUGGGUAUCCAAGGCCACCCUGAGUACACCAAGGACAUUCUCUUGCACCUCACCGACCGCCUUCUCAAUUGCAAUCUCAUCCUGGAGUCCUUUGCUGAUGAGGUGAGGGCUAAUGUGGAAGCAAGUGAGCCAGACAUGGAGGCAUGGAAGAAACUGUGCAUCAGCUUUCUCAAGGGUGGAUUGUGAUGAUAACAUUUUUAAGUAAUUUAAGGGGAAAUGAGGGGUCGGGAUUGUAAAUACGAACUAGUUUGGGGAGUUGGCUGGAGAGACAUGUUUUGGGCAAUGGGCAGUGCUUUACUACACCGCAGCUACAUUGGGCACUAUACAUGUGACAAUGUAGCUUCUUUUGAUGUCAUCAAGUGAGGCUUUUUUUCUUUUUCUUUUUUUUUAAUAUCAAUUGACAAGGUCUACUUAUU
Messenger RNA from Camellia sinensis, 1129 nucleotides. Its product is annotated as gamma-glutamyl peptidase 5. Gene Ontology annotation, cellular component: cytosol. The record is from RefSeq and is a predicted model, not a curated record. NCBI's taxonomy places the organism in Eukaryota, Viridiplantae, Streptophyta, Magnoliopsida, Ericales, Theaceae.